Messenger RNA from Epinephelus moara (kelp grouper), 5774 nucleotides. It is a transcript of the gene nr2e1, whose product is annotated as nuclear receptor subfamily 2, group E, member 1. The record is from RefSeq and is a predicted model, not a curated record. Gene Ontology annotation, molecular function: RNA polymerase II cis-regulatory region sequence-specific DNA binding; zinc ion binding; nuclear receptor activity. NCBI's taxonomy places the organism in Eukaryota, Metazoa, Chordata, Actinopteri, Perciformes, Serranidae. Bases 551 to 1744 code for a protein of 397 amino acids. The transcript has 9 exons. Gene Ontology annotation, biological process: anatomical structure development; cell differentiation; negative regulation of transcription by RNA polymerase II.
AGUGGAUGAAGGAAGUGGAGAUCUCCACCCUCCAGCCUCCCCCUGACACUUCUCAUAAAUAUUACCAAGGCUUAUUUCAGGAACUCGCAGCACAAAGUCACAUCGUGUCCUGGUUUUAACAAGCUUUCACCUGUCAGAGCAUCUGAAGACAUUUUUGAUUUGACUGUUUUCACACACCGGGGUUGGCACCGUCGGAUGCGCUCCAGAUCCAGGCUGCGUUUUCCCUAACUCCAACUUUUCUACGCCGGAGCUGGAGGGCUGCUGUCGCCGUUCACCGGCCGCUGCAGUCCGGUUCUCUCUCCGUAACACGGACCCUGCACAUCGGAGGCGAAGACUGUCCGGUACAAUGUACAAUCCCGUGUCUUAAUUUGGGGCUUGUAGAUAGGAGAUCUGCUCUGUCAAGUUGGGCAACUCGGGGCGCUGACUUGCCGAUCUCACCGCCGCUGGUGAACACUUAAAGGAAAGUGCUGCGAGUUUGUCUUUGUCAGCAAGAAGAAGAAGAGAAAGAGGACAUUUUUCAUUCUCAGCUUUAUUUAAAAGUCGAGUGUCCAUGAUGAGCAAACCCGCCGGCUCAACAAGUGGCUGUCUGGAUAUUCUCAACGUCAAAUCAAGUCGGAUUCUGGACAUCCCGUGCAAAGUAUGCGGCGACCGCAGCUCUGGGAAACACUAUGGUGUGUACGCCUGUGACGGCUGCUCGGGAUUCUUCAAGAGGAGCAUCCGCAGAAACAGGACAUACGUCUGUAAAUCUGGCUCUCAGGGUGGCUGUCCCGUAGACAAGACUCACAGAAACCAGUGCCGAGCGUGCCGUUUGAAAAAGUGUCUGGAAGUGAACAUGAAUAAAGACGCCGUCCAACACGAGAGGGGGCCCCGGACGUCCACCAUCCGCAAACAGGUCGCCCUAUAUUUCCGGGGCCACAAAGAGGUGAACGGGUCAUCGACCCAUUUCCCGGGAUCCUCGCUGCCCGGCCCUCCCUUCUUCACCACGGUCACGCAACUGGAGCCUCACAACCUGGAGAUGAGCGCAGUGUCCACCACACCGGAGAGGCAGGCCAUCGUGGGUCUGGCACAGCCCACCCCGAAGUAUCCCCAUGAAGUCAGCGGCACCCCCAUGUACCUCUACGAGGUGGCGACGGAGUCUGUGUGCGAGUCGGCGGCGCGCCUCCUUUUCAUGAGCAUCAAGUGGGCGAAGAGUGUUCCCGCAUUCUCCACCCUCCCUUUAUCUGACCAGCUGAUUCUGUUGGAGGACGCGUGGAGGGAAUUAUUUGUUCUGGGCAUCGCGCAGUGGGCCAUUCCUGUGGACUCCACGACUCUUCUUGCUGUUUCUGGAAUGAACACUGAAAACACAGAGUCUCAGCGGAUGAAUAAGAUCAUGUCUGAGAUUCAAGCACUUCAAGAGGUGGUGACCAGAUUCAGGCAGAUGCGUCUCGACGCAACAGAGUUCGCCUGUUUGAAAUGUAUCGUGACAUUUAAAGCCGUUCCGACGCAUGGCAACACUGAGUUAAGAAGUUUCCGCAACGCCAGCGCCAUCGCUGCACUACAGGACGAGGCACAGCUCACUCUCAACAGUUACAUACACACCAGGUACCCGACUCAGCCGUGUCGCUUCGGGAAGCUGCUCCUGCUCCUGCCUGCGCUGCGCUCCGUGGGCCCGUCCACCAUAGAGGAGGUGUUCUUCAAGAAGACCAUCGGCAACGUGCCCAUCACCAGGCUCCUCUCCGACAUGUACAAGUCCAGCGAUAUAUGAAUUCCCCCCCCCAUCUGGAAGAGACUUGAGCUGAAAGGCCCAGAGACCCACCCAGCAGUCGACAGAAUGUCAAAUCAUAGCAGGUGUAACCGUGGGUUGAAUUUUCGCUGAGCACAAAAAUCUCUUAGGCUGUCUUAAAAUAGCCUGUUUAGGCCUCUAGGCUCCUUUGAAACAAAGACUGCAACACAGCCGGAACUCACCGAGUAGCCUGUUAACAGUCGCUCUAGUUAAGGAUUAGCCUGUAACUUUCAUUCUAGAUUUACCUGUGAUACUGAAAACCCUGCAGUCUCUGGUGUGGGCACAGGAAACCCACAGUGUUUAAAUACCGCCUACAGACUCUGGAGAGCACGUGCCAAGUAUGUCUGACAAAGAAAUGUUAUAUAUUCACAAGUUUUUUGAGUGUCUGUGAGACCAAUGAGCUUGACGACCAAUUCAGUCUUUUACUGCUGUGAUCAAUCCCAAUGGAGGAAACCAAAAGAAAAAACAUGACGCAUGCGUAAUGGGGGAUGUGAAUCGCUGUCCCUCGAUCCGGUGCUGAAACCAAACGCACGGGGCAAAGAGAGAAGAAGAGGUGCCAACUCAAUGAAGGAAAAGACUUUUAAAGGACAUGCUUGCGUUGCCUCCUGACUGUACAUUCAUCUGAAGAUGGUGUUUGUAUUUAAGUGGUUACUGUCCUGUUUGUGUUGGUGUGUCCUGUUUGAGGCUGUUCUGGGUCGACUUUUGUGAAGUUAGGCACUAACACUGGAUAAAAUGAUAUUCAGCACUUGGAAAAAUGUUUUUGUGGCCUGUGAUGUUUUUAUUCUAUUGUACAUAUUUGGAGUUAUGACUAUUUAGAGUUGUGACCGAGAGAAUAAAAGACACUGAAUUAAAAUGCUUUCGAAAACUACCAGAUGCUCUUCCAAGAUCUCAGUUAAGUUAAAAAAAAAAGUUUUAUAAUAAGGGCACAAAACACAUGCAUAAGUGCAUAAAACCUAAAUUGACAGCUUGGGCCAUUGUUUGCUUAAAUCACUUAAAUCAACAGGCCCAUAUCUGGGACAGGCGUCUAUAAGGGACAGGCCUUUAAUUCCUUUUACAUAAAGCUGUUUCUCAGCAAAAAUAGAAACGAUCAAAUUGUUUAUUUAAACCAGUAUGAAUAUUACUUGUAUAAAAAUUAGGCUUCAGAUAAUGUAUCAGUUAUGAAUCAUUCAUUUGAUCAAGCUCCAGCAGACAACGCAUCAGGAUUACAGCACCCAGCAUACCGACACAACACCACUUUAUCCUGUUAAAACAAAACUCACAACUUGGAUUAAUUUUGAGGAAAACACCCUCUUGGUUAUUUUAAUCUGAGGACCCUUACAGACUAAAUGAAUAUGAAUAACUUAUAGGGUAAUAGAGGAAUGGACAUAUAAUUUGAGGUGGCCAGCAACCUGCUUUUAUACACCCGAAGAACUUCAUAAAAAAUGAACGGCUUGGCAAUCAGACCAGGCCUCUAAUUGAGACAGGCUUUUAUUUGUCAAAAUGUGUAGCUACACCAGGCUAGUAAAAGUGACUGGGUGUUUUAUUGGGACUAGGCUUUUAAUUGAAGUUUUACAGUAAUGACUAACUAAUGUAAGACUGAUUUGUAAGCGCUUUAUAAAUCAACAAUUCAUUGAUUGCUCAUUUAUCAUUAGUUGAUACAUUAAUUUAUAUAAAACCAAAUUAGCUGGAAUGCAGUUAAUCUAAAAAAGGACAUUUUAGAUUGAUGCAUUUGAUCAGCCGCUCUGUUCUCACUGAAAUAUGAAGCAGUUUUCUAUCAAACUGGUUGUCAGAUGCAAACAUUUACACGUUGCUGCUUCAUGACCCAACAGUCAGCUUUGAGCGUAAAUGAGACACAUUGUCAACCACAUUUCUUACAAGUUACCUGGCUGGCAUGUGUCCCAUUAAGCAAAAUCAUAUUAUCAUACUAAUUUGCAAAUGAAUAUUAAUGUACAUUCACUUUAAAUAUGAGUAUGAAGAGGAACUGAACAAGUACUAUAUGCUUAUCAGAUCGGAAAUGACAUUUUCUGCGUUAACUGAAUUCCAGCUAAUUUGGCUGCAUAUCAUCAUAUAUCAUAAUCUCAUAAAGUCUGACUUAAUAAUCACGAUACAUCCUGCAUUACAUGAUCAAGAGUCAUAGAUUUGUUAAGGAUUACUCAAGCAUGUGUUUUGCACCCUUAUGACAAAGUGUUUUUCCUUUAGAAGUAGCCUAAUCUAUUCUUAAUGAGAACUCGGGAAUAUCCUCCUGAGACCCUGUGUCCUCAUAUGAGGACAUCACAUUUGGGUUUACUUGACCUUAUACUUCUUACUUAAUUUAGACCUGCUGUACUCGUUUGUGGACACUUUUUUGUGCAAUCUAGUUGUACUAAGAGCACAAUACACUAAUCUAUGUAAAACAAGAUGGCAGCCAUCUUCGCCAAGUUAGUCUGCAGCUGAUCCUGACACAAAAGCGGACAAGGUCAAAAAUCUGAUCACAUUUCAUGGUUCAAACUUGUUUAUUAUACUGUUGUCCCAGUUGAGGACAUUGGGACUUAAUUAGCGUUGACAAUGUUUAUUUUUUAUAAUUAUCGGGUCCUACCGAUCCCAAAUAGCUAGGAGAAAUUAAAAAUGCAUGCCAAGCAGAAGUACGGAUCUCAGGAGGAUAUUUUAAAGGUCCAGUGUGUAGAAUUUAGUGGCAUCUAGUGGUGAGGUUGUAGAACUGCGACUUCUCUCAAGGGUCAAGUGUGUAGAAGAACUUCGAUAGCUGACGCAAAAAUGCAAAAACAUAAAAAAAUGGAAAUGGCCCUGUCUAGAGCCAGUGUUUGGUUUGUCUUGUUCUGGGCUACUGUAGAACAACAUGGCGGACUCUGUGGGAGAGGAACCGCUCAAUAUGUAGAUACAGACAGCUCAUUCUAAUGCUCAGUUUAGACCAAAGAGUCGCAACAAGACGAAACAACGUUGCAGAGAAAAGUUGCAGCGGUGUGAACUGGAUUCUCAAUUAGACUCAAGCCAGCUGAUGGUGUCACCUGACACUCAGCUCUUCAAGUCGCCAGCUGCUGGUUUUAUGACGAAAGGCACGUCAACUGUUCUUGCAGCCAAUCGGCUUGUAGCAGAGUCCACUGGGCAAGUGCAGAAGGCGUGUUCGAUCGCCCUCCGUUCCUGCUGAGUCUAAGUCCGUCUCAUUUACAUCCUUGCAGCCAAAGUACAGAGAGUUGUUGCUAUGGAGAUGAUACACUGUAUCAUGUGGUCGCAUUGGUAUGAACUGGCAGAUUUUCAGAACAUUGCAAACCUGCUCUUUGUUGAUGUUGCGAAUCUUUGGUCUGAACUGGGCUUAGGAUAACAAAAAUACAAUUCUUGUUUUCAGGUGAUUAUAAACUAAUGAAAACACUGGUAUGAAUAUUAUAAAUCCUUUCUGAAAACAGACGCCCCUAAAUCCUACACACUGUACCUUUAAUGAACUCUUUUUAAAUCAGCCAUAGGCCUAAACUUCUUUGUAAUGAAGAUGGUGGAUGACUUACUUAUCGCAGCAGCUUGCAGUAGUGGAGUGUUAGACAGGUCAACAGUCCAAAUCAACAGAUGUAUUUAUGCGUGGAGACAUUUCACCUAUUUUAUUGGAAAAUCUUCAAAAUAAACAAAAAUGGCACAGCAGUAUACAAAUCUCAAAAUGCAUAUAGCCAGUAGAAAUACUGCAGUUCCCUCUGUGUAAAUUACUUCUGUCUUACUAGAAAAUCAUCGUGAUAACUGGGCAGGUGCUGGUCGAUACACACACGUGCUUCCUUUUGAAGAGAGGAUCAACUAAGUGUGAUUUGAAAGUUGAGGCCCAUCAAAUAUAUAUGUGUGUGUAUGUGUGUGUGUGUUUAGUUGCUAGGUAUCGUGCGCAACAUGCCAGUACUGGAUAUAUAGUAUAUAAUGGGAAACGCUGUGGGUCUUUACAAGAGCUUUGCAUACAUAGAACGCUCAUUCAAUGUUGCUAUAUAAAUGAAUAUAUUCAAGACAUAGCUAAAUGAUAAAUACAUAAUAUAUCCAUGUUAGUGGCAUUUCCAGACAUAAAGAGAAA